AUGAUACACUCGGUCAUUAUCUUCAACACGAGCGGUGUCCCCCGCCUAACGAAGUUCUACUCGCCCAUCUACAAAUCCCCGCACACCCUCGUCCAACGAAUAUACACACUAGUAGCAGCGCGCACACCGGGACAAUGCAACUUCCUCGACGCACCGGAGCUGGAAGAGUUCUUGGGCGACGCGCGUGAUCCCGCUGGGGAGAGGUUGCGCGUUGUGUAUAGGUCGUAUGCGACGUUGCAUUUUGUGUUCGUUGUGGAUGCGAGUGAGAGCGAGCUUGGGAUUUUGGAUCUGAUUCAGGUCUUCGUUGAAUCGUUGGACCGCGCGUUCGAGAACGUAUGCGAGCUGGACCUCGUCUUCCACUUCGACGAGGCACAUCAUAUCCUAUCUGAGAUAAUCCAAGGUGGCCUCGUGAUCGAAACGAAUCUCGAAGAGAUAGACGCAGCCGUGCGGCAAGCCUCUCAGGCUCGGAAGCAGUCUUUCUCAUCCGCGAACCCUCUCGCACUUGGCGGCGUGGGGGGCGGCGUCGGUCCACGCAGCGCGGGCUUACAGACGCCUCUAAAUUGGUUAUCUGGGAAGCUCGGGGUGGCUCGGUAA
Peniophora sp. CBMAI 1063 is the source of this 594-nucleotide messenger RNA. The record is from the annotation of a GenBank genome assembly. NCBI's taxonomy places the organism in Eukaryota, Fungi, Basidiomycota, Agaricomycetes, Russulales, Peniophoraceae.